AUGUCCUACAGAUCAACUAGAUCAUCUACUGAUCAAAAUAUCUCCUUUGAAGAUGCCGUAAUGACAGGGUUAGCUAAGGAUGGAGGUCUUUUCAUUCCUUCCCAAAUUCCAAAGUUACCAAAAGACUUCCUCACCUCAUGGAAGAACUUAUCUUUCCAAGAAUUAGCUUUCAAUAUCAUGAGAUUAUAUAUCAACGAAAGUGAAAUCAAUGAUGAUGAUUUGACUACUUUGAUCACCAAAUCUUACUCCACCUUCAGAUCUGAUGAUGUUACCCCGGUCAAAUCCUUGGAUAAGGACAAUAACUUAUACUUAUUGGAACUUUUCCAUGGUCCUACCUAUGCUUUCAAAGAUGUAGCCUUACAAUUUGUGGGUAAUUUAUUCGAAUAUUUCCUUACCAGACGUAAUGAAGGUAAAACCACCGACAGAGGAACCAUUACUGUGGUUGGAGCUACCAGUGGUGAUACUGGUUCAGCUGCUAUUUAUGGAUUAAGAGGUAAGAAAGAUGUUGAUGUGUUCAUUUUAUAUCCAACAGGUAGAAUUUCACCUAUCCAAGAAGAACAAAUGACAACUGUUGAAGAUGCCAAUGUUCACACUUUAUCAGUUAAAGGUACCUUUGAUGAUUGUCAAGAUAUAGUUAAAGAGAUUUUUGGUGAUAAAGAAUUCAAUGAGAAAUAUCAUGUUGGUGCUGUCAAUUCUAUCAAUUGGGCCAGAAUCUUAGCACAAAUGACUUAUUAUUUCUAUUCUUUCUUCCAAGUUGAAGGUGAAAACAUCAAUUUUGUCGUUCCUUCGGGGAAUUUCGGCGAUAUCUUAGCAGGUUAUUAUGCUAAAGAAAUGGGUUUACCUAUCAACAAAUUAAUCAUUGCUACUAAUGAAAAUGAUAUCUUAGAUAGAUUCUUGAGAACUGGACGUUAUGAAAAGUCAGCUGACGUUAAAGCCACUUAUUCCCCAGCUAUGGAUAUCUUGAUUUCUUCAAAUUUCGAACGUUUAUUAUGGUAUUUAGUUAGAAAUAACGUCACUCAUGAUGAUAAUAAAGCCGGUCAAACUUUAGGUGAUUGGAUGGUUCAAUUAAAAUCAACAGGUUGUGUGGUUGCACCUCAAGAAGUUAUCGAUGCUGCUAAAGUUGAUUUUGAUUCCUUCUCAGUUACUGAUGAACAAACUUCUCAACAAAUCAAACAAACUUAUACCAAUCAUCCUGACCAUUAUGUGUUGGAUCCUCAUACAGCUGUUGGUAUCUUCACUUCUUAUAAAUUCAUUUCAUCAUCACCAAAAGAUUUAUAUAUCUCAUUAUCAACAGCUCAUCCAGCUAAAUUCGCUGAAGUUGUUAAUAAGGCUUUAGAUGGUAUUGAAGGUUAUUCUUUUGAAGGGAAGGUAUUGCCUGAUGAGUUGAAAGCUUUAGCUACUAAGCCUAAGAGAAUAAAUUUAAUUGAUGAAGCUUCGUUGGUGAAAGUUAAAGCUAAGAUCAUUGAUUUAUUGGAUAAUUAA
Messenger RNA from Yamadazyma jaroonii, 1482 nucleotides. NCBI's taxonomy places the organism in Eukaryota, Fungi, Ascomycota, Pichiomycetes, Serinales, Debaryomycetaceae. The record is from the annotation of a GenBank genome assembly.